Messenger RNA from Phialemonium atrogriseum, 6193 nucleotides. Its product is annotated as Sec23-binding domain of Sec16-domain-containing protein. The record is from RefSeq and is a predicted model, not a curated record. Lineage: Eukaryota; Fungi; Ascomycota; Sordariomycetes; Cephalothecales; Cephalothecaceae. Bases 1 to 5847 code for a protein of 1948 amino acids. Gene Ontology annotation, biological process: COPII vesicle coat assembly; Golgi organization; autophagy. The transcript has 4 exons. Gene Ontology annotation, cellular component: endoplasmic reticulum exit site; ER to Golgi transport vesicle membrane.
AUGUCAUCCGAUGCUCCACACGCAUCAUGGCAUCCGGCGCUGAUGCCGAACGUCGCGCCGACCCCUAAUCGGAGACCAUCCCUGCCUCCCCCGAAUCCGCCCGACGACCAAGCACCCCGAGAUAUCGAGCCGGUUAUCGACAGCCCCGAACCAGUUGUCGACAACUUAGAAGAGCCCGUCGAGGAAGUGCACGACAAAAGCAUCGGCCCCGAUGCCUGGUUUCCCGAGUACGAGGCAGGGGAUAACUGGCUAGCAGACGCCAGCAAUGUGCCGCCACCGUCUAACGAAGGUCUUGAAACACCGUAUAUGACUGGUCAGGAAGAAGCAGAAGCAGAAUCUACCAAUGCGGGCAAACACCUGAGCUCAAUGUCUUUCGCGCGGACCGUUUCCCACGACGUCAGUUGGGCCGAUGAUGAGGACGAAGAGCCAUCCUUGGCUAGGGUCGACACUGAUCCCUUCAAAUUCAUGCCGCCAUCAGACCGAACCAAUUCAUUCCCCCCUGUUCCUCCGCUUAACCAAUCCGGUAGCCAUGUCGUUGAACAACCGCUUCCUUCGAGCCAGGCAGAAGAUGUCAUUCAUGAGAUCGAAGAGCAUGACAGGCGCGUGGACUCUGGGGCCGAUUUUGCGAGCCCCUUGCAGGAAUUGCACGAAGACAAUGCGUUUGAUGAUGACGACGACCUCGAGGGUGAUACGAGCCAUCAGUACAUUGGAGGUGACGUUCACGGAAGCAACGAAGAAGCUUCUGAGGCCAGAUUCACGGAAGGAUUACCGCUAAUUUCUCAUGAUCGGGAAGAGCACGAUUCUGGCCCGCACAAUGCUUUUGCAAGCGAGUUUGCUGCCGACGAGGACGACUUCUUUAACCAAAUACCGGGCGCGGGCGAUUCUGGAUCUCAAGACCCAGAACCUCGGUCGCUGGAGCGCAAGUCCACCGCGCAGGUCAUGGAUGGCCUUCGUGUUGGAGAUUCGUUCUCGAACAUCCACACGGUUGAUGAAGCUCAGGAGGAGGAGGAAGACGAAGAUGAACCACCUUCGGGCACAGCUCCGCCUGAAGAAGCCGCCGAGAUUAAAGAGGAGGAUCUGGAUGCUAAGUGGAAGGCUAUGUUCUCGGGCGACGACGAUGAGGAGUUUCUCUUUGACGAAGCCGGGAAUCCGAAGGAGGUCGACCCGGCUGCCUUUUUCGGCAGUGAUGACGAAGGUUUCCUCGAUGACCAGGAGGAUGAACCGACGCCUCUAGUUGUCGAGCCGGCUCCACAACCACAACCACAACCAGCACCAUCUGCUCCAAACGGGGGAAGUACAGGUUUGAACAGCCGGUAUCUCCCACCAAACCAGCCCCAAGGUUUGGUCUCACAGGCCUCAAUCUCAUACGCGCCUUCUACCACCAACAUGACUGGGAUGCAGCCUGCAGCGUCGCCGGCUUUCCCUUUCCCUACGAUUUCUGCUCCGCCGGCUUUCGUUAGCCCCCAGUAUGGGGCUCAACCGCCCCGUACAGAGCCCAAAAAGGCUCAGAGUUUCGUGGAUAAAUCCAAAGGCGGAUAUACCUCGCCGUACGAUCUUCCGAUGGAGGUGGUGAAGCCAAAGAAGCGGGUGAGCAUGCAGAAUCUUCAACGGGUGCAGGCAUCGCCAGUCGCUCCCCCCGGGCCACCAGCUCCUCGCAGUAGCAGCAUGAAUCAGGCGCCUCUUCCGAGCAGCCACUCGGUCCCGAAUCUCCCACCACAGAGCUUCGUUCAAGCUACGCGUCCGCAAGUUGGGAUUCCUAAGCCUCCGCCACCGGUUUCAAAGCCACAGGAGGCUUUCUUCGAGGAGCUACCGCGAACAUCCAAACCUCGGCCGACAUCGAGACAGAGCAACAAGAGCCUGCCAUCGCCAUCCCAGGCAAGCCCUUAUGUGCCCCAAAGCAGUCAGCCCCCGUCACAGGUACCGCCUCCACCUCUGGCACAGCAGUACCCUGCUCAACCACCUCCACCCCUGGCACAGCAUGUUGGAAACCUGGUAGCUCCCGAGCGGGUCAGCCCAUACGCUCCGCUUCAGGCUGGUCCCGGCACCGUGUCGAGCUUGCCUCCUACAGCGUCCAAUCGAUACUCCCCGGCAGCCUCAGGCAUGCCCCAUCCCAACGGAGCCAUUCCUGCCGCCGCUGCGGCCCGGUACUCUCCGGCCCCGCCAAGCACUCGAUCGCCCAGCGCGAGUUACACUCCAGCUCAGGGAACUGUCACGCCUACUGUUCUUCCUCAUCAACCCCGUACUUCAAGUCCUCUGGCGCAUUUUGAAGUCUCGCAUGACCAGGCAAGGUCCAUGCCUCCGAACCAUGUCGAGGCCAGUCACCUGGAUAGACGCAGCAGCUACGAAUCUCGAUUCCAGAGGGUUCCAUCAUUGCCGCCCACCCGCGAAGUCGAGGAGGAAGAGAGCCCUCCGCAGGCACCCCCGGGGUCCGGAUAUGGUCAGGUGCCUUAUCGACCCAGGCAACCCCCGAAACCAGCUUCGCUCCCGGCGCAAUCAGCUCUUUCUCCACCCAAGCGAAGCAUGUCAAGCUACAGUCCUGCGCCAGAUCUUGUCCCCCCGGCCAGGUCACAGACACAGUCGCCAGGCGCUCUUUACGGCAAUCGCGCCGGCGUCAAAGCAGUGGAUCCUACCCCACGCCCUUCGUCAGCCCAGGGGCCCGCAUCUCCGCGAAUGGCGCCGCCUUCUGUCAUCCCGAUGCCCCAAGCCCCAGUUCCUGCUUUAUCCUCGACUGCCUCCCGACCGCGUGGAUCUUCCCAGCACUUUAACCUUAUCCCACCAACCGAUGGGCGCGAGCAAGAUCCUCUUCAGAGAUGGAAAGGUGCUCCGCUCAUGACAUGGGGCCUCGGAGGCGCCGUUGUUACCAUGUUCCCCAAGGAUAUUCCACGCUACGGCAUCAGCCAAACGGUUCCGAUGGUUGUCCGUAGCCCAGGAGAGGUCAAGGUGCAGAACAUCAAGGAUAUCUAUCCGUUGGAGGAACGGCUGGCAAAAUUCCCCGGGCCUCUCAAGGGGAAGUCGAAAAAGAAGGAAACACUGACUUGGCUAAGCACGGGCAUAGAGGACCUGGAAGCCCGUUUGCCCAAGAAUAUGCCCUUCCAGCCGCAUGUCUCGCAUGAAGAUAAGCGGGCAGUAGAGAGAGUUCUUCUAUGGAAGAUCCUGCGCCUCUUCGUUGAAUAUGACGGCUGUCUGGACGGAAAUGCAACAGUCGAGCAAGCCGUUCGCGCCGUACUUUCGCCGCAACUCGGUGGACAUACGGCGGACGGAGCACCGAUGCACGCAGCCGUCGGAGGAAGCGUCAAGGCGCCACACAGCGCUCCUGCUGCACAGAUGCAUUCCGACGCGGUGGAUCCAUCAGCCAUUGAGGAGGUUCGCAAUCACCUCCUGAUUGGCGCCCGCGAAAAGGCCGUGUGGGUUGCGGCCGACAAACGACUUUGGGGCCACGCCCUGCUUAUCGCAAACACCGUCUCCCCGGAUCUCUACAAACAGGUCACGCAGGAGUUUGUCAGGAAGGAGGUGAACUAUCCCGGUCACAACAAUGAGUCGCUUGCUACCCUCUACGAAAUCCUCUCUGGCAACCACGACGAAUGCGUCGAUGAGCUCGUGCCAGUGCAUGCCCGUGCCGGCCUCCAACUGGUAGCCAAGGACACAGCCCUGGGCCCGUCAAAGGAUGCCAUGGAAGGACUCGACAAAUGGCAGGAAACCCUCGGGCUUAUUCUGAGCAACAGAAGCACGGAUGACACGCGGGCCAUGAACUCGCUCGGCAAUCUCCUCUCCGGCUAUGGAAGGGCAGAAGCAGCCCAUAUCUGUUUCAUAUUCGCCAGAAAUCACACCGUCUUUGGAGGGCUCGACGACCCGGCCUCCAACUUUGUCCUGGUUGGCUCGGACCACAAGAGGCAGGCCGACCAGUUUGCCAAGGAGAUAGAGCCGCUCCUCCUCAGCGAAGUGUAUGAGUAUGGCCUGAGUCUGGCAGGGGCGUCUAACGUCACCUUGACCAGUCCGCAUCUGGCUGCGUACAAGCUCCAGCACGCCCUCGCCCUCGCCGAGUAUGGUCAUCGCCAGAAGGCCCUGCAGUAUUGCGAGGCCAUCCUAAACGCUAUAACCUCACAGACGAGGAGGUCUCCGUACCACCACAUCAUCCUAGAGUUUGCUGUCGACGACCUGAUGAAGAGGCUGAAGCAUAGCCCCAAGGAGGAGUCUAGCUCAUGGAUUCCGAAGCCCAGCAUGAACAAGGUAACGGAUAGCGUGUGGGACCGCUUCAACAAGUUUGUCUCCGGAGAGGACGGCGAGAAUGCCGGCCAGGCAUCGUCAGCCGAUGGCGUAGAGUCCGGUCCAUUCGCUCGAGUUGUCGGAGGCACGCCUACCGUCAGCCGACCGCCGUCUUCAUCUGGCUUUGAACACCAAGGGUUAGGCUCGAUGCCUGGGUACCCGAUGGCGAAUGGACCCGUGGCUUCUGCCGCCCCAACCAAUCCCCCCACCAGGGCUGCUUCUCGAUAUGCGCCUCUGCCUUCACAGCCGGCGGCUGGCACGUCCAGUCCUUAUGAGCCGGGCGCCACAUACGCGCCGCGCACUUCGAUAGAGCGCAGGUCCAGUGAGUUCAACCAGGGAUCUUUCGAAUCGCCCAGGAGGUCCUCCGAGAUGCAGCCUGGGGUUCCGAACACCUACGUACCAAACAACUCUUCCUUGCCAGCUCCAAGCUACCAGCCGACUCUUUCAACAGAAUCGUCCUACAUGCCAGUCUCACCGCCUGAUCACCAUGCCGCUUCACAGCCAUCAGUGGCUCCGGGUUUUGCGGCUCCGGGAUAUGAGCUCCACGCAAAGACCAAUUCUGUUCCAAAUGGAUCACCAUAUGAGCCACACAGUCCCACCGGAGAAGAAAAUACUGCCAGCGUGGUGAACGACUCGACCAUGAUCUCUGAGAGUCAACCGUCUCAACCGCCGUCGUACGGUUAUGAACCGCCUUCAUUCACGCCGUAUGAACCUCCUGCGGAGAAAGGAGCCGAUGCAACAGAAGAGACAGCAAGCACCGGCUACGAGCCCCCUUCAUAUCAGCCCUAUGGAUACGAGCCGCCGUCGUACGAGCCCGUUUCGCAACCGGAUGGUGAUUCAGACUCGGAGUCAAAGCCCAAGCCCAAAAAGGGCAUCAUGUACGACGACGACGACGUCGACAUUCCAGUCGUAAAAGCUGGGGAAAAGUCGAAGGAGGAGAAAGACCGGGAGAACGCCGAAAUGUUCCGCAAGGCAGCGGAGGAGGAUGGUAAGCAUCAAGACCCUGAGGCAAAGGCGGGCAAGAAAGGCUGGGGCUUCACCGGCUGGUUCGGCGGUGGCGGAGCAAAGAAGGAGUCGCUGGACUCGGCUUCACCCAACAAACCUAUCCGCGCCAAACUUGGAGAGCAGAACUCGUUCUACUACGACCCUGAACAGAAGCGCUGGAUUAACAAGAAGGGCGGCACCGAGGACAAUGCGGCAAAGACGGCUACUCCCCCGCCCCCCAGGGCCACCGCCCGUUCCGCCGCUUCCACCCCACCGCCGCCAGCAUCGGCUGCCCUGGGCCGCGCCAGCGCGCCGCCGGGCGGGCCGGGCGGGCGGCCAAUGGGUUCCUUGACGUCGUCGCCGUCAGCCCCUGCGGCGGCCAACCCUGGCGGGUCUGAGGGCAAUUUCGCACCGGGCCCUGCAUCCAUGCUGCGGUCGGCCUCGAACACAAGCACUGCCAGCGGGCCGCCGGGUCCGCCGCUGAGGACCAUUAGCAACGCGAGCAGCAUCGACGACCUGCUCAGCGUGGGACCGCGGCAGAAGGGCGCUAAGAAGGCGAGGAAGAGUGGGAGAUAUGUCGACGUGAUGGCGAAUUCGUAAUCACGCCUGGACUGACGAGGAUGGAUGGAUGAACAUUUUUAGAGGAUGAGGAACCGAUUCAAAGAGCUAUGGCUUGGUGACAGCGCAUAAGAUAUACAUACACAUACAGGGGGGUUACGGGUGUUUGAGGGAAACCAGCAUAUUGCUGACCCAUUGCUAUACUGUACAGUACAAUACCUGCUUUUGUAAUAAUCCCUGUCUAUCAUCAUCAUGAGGAAACCGACACCGGCGUCCUGCUCCUGGGUUCAUAUUAUCCGGUUACAAAACUGGGGAUCUCGGAGUAGAUAAGAAACUAGGACAGACGACACCGAACAAACAAACGAAUGUCUUACUUCUAGUGUAUUAC